UAAUCUCCUUGGGCCCAGCACCGCGUCGCGAGCCAUGGUUUAUCGCCGGGCUCGCUCGCGUACAUUAGAAUUUGUUUUUUGAUUAACGUGAAUUUGAUGCUGCGAUGAGUUAUGGUGAAUCGGUGGACAGUGCAAUGGAUUGUUUGGGAAUAAACUUGUGAGUGGUUCGAGUAAUUUUGUGCUGUUGGUGGACAGCUGAUAGUGAAUGUGAAGAUUUUUGAGUGAGUGAUAAGGAUAACGUGAUAUGAAGACAGAGGCCGAGGACUUGGCGCCUGAGGGCGUAUGUGAGGGUAAUGGUGUGGCUAAAGCAACAACAACAACGACAAUCGGCCAGGACGUGUCACCGGGUGUAAUGGAGUGCGGUGGUUGUGGUGAACGGGUACGCGAAAGAACAGUCCUCUGCGUUGGCGGUAGAACAUGGCACUCGAGGUGUCUGAGAUGCUGUGCAUGUGCACGGCCUCUGCACGAUCAGCACUCGUGCUUCCUCAGGGGGAUGAGACUUUAUUGCCGGCACGACUAUGCUCUGGCAUUUGGCGCUAAAUGCGCUAAAUGCGGGAGGAGUGUGAGCGCUGGUGAUUGGGUCAGAAGAGCGAGAGAGAGGGUUUAUCACUUGGCAUGUUUUGCUUGCGACGCGUGUUCACGUCAACUCUCGACUGGUGAACAAUUCGCUCUGCUCGAUGCACGAUUACUAUGCAAGGCCCACUAUCUCGAUGUCGUUGAGGGCAACAACACCUCGUCUGAUGAAGGUGGCGACUCGGAGAGCGGUCACAAGGGUGGCAAUAAAGCGAAGAGGGUGAGAACGACAUUCACUGAGGAACAGUUGUCCGUUCUUCAGGCGAAUUUUCAAUUGGACAGCAAUCCCGAUGGUCAGGAUUUAGAGAGGAUAGCGCAUGUUACGGGGCUGAGUAAAAGGGUUACUCAGGUUUGGUUUCAAAAUUCCAGAGCGAGACAGAAAAAACAUUUGCAUACGGGGAAGAUGAAGGGCCAACAUACCCAUCAGUCGCCACCGAAUUCCACAGCAUCACCUGGUGAUUUUGGACGGCACAUAAAUCUGCAUUUGACAUAUUCCUUUCAGCACCAACAACACCACCAGCAGAAUCAGGGACAUCAGACCCAAUUAAGCCCGGCGGCAUGCAAAAGCCCAACUCCCUCUAUCUACCACAAUCAUGGUUCAGAACAGUCCAUGGACGAACUAUCUCAGGACUCCAUGAUGCUCACGAUGCCAAACGAAGUGUGAACCCUUCAUCAACCCUCUUUUGUAAAUAUACUCUCAGUAUUUCCUCUAAAUUAAAGUUUCGUCGCUGACGAGGGGCUUUGGUGUGUAAUUAAGGAUCUCCCAAAUGAAUCCGGACAGACUCCCAAGUGAUAUUCGCCGAAAGCUCAGAGACUCUGAGAAAGUCCCGGACUAAGAUCCGUUUUUACGGUGAAACCUGAGCAAUAUCCGAUUAAAAAAAAAAACAUUUCUAACUGAUUCAUCAAAUUAUGCUUGCGCUUAGUUCUCUCUGUAAUCAAGAUACGUGUACGUAGAUAAAUUAAAAAUUUGGCGAGCACAAAAAAUCCGGGCCAGUGUGAGCCGGAAGUUGUCACUAUUUUUGUUUAACUUUCAAUGUUCUUAACGUCGGGCCACCAGUGAAAUCCAGGUGAGAGUUAUUACUCUAGAUAACACUGUCAUGUAAAUAUUGUAAACUAAUUAGUUAUUGAAAUAUACACUGCACUUACCUUGUGUCUA
Messenger RNA from Diachasmimorpha longicaudata, 1729 nucleotides. It is a transcript of the gene Awh, whose product is annotated as LIM/homeobox protein Awh-like. Lineage: Eukaryota; Metazoa; Arthropoda; Insecta; Hymenoptera; Braconidae. Bases 245 to 1237 code for a protein of 330 amino acids. Gene Ontology annotation, biological process: regulation of transcription by RNA polymerase II; neuron differentiation. The record is from RefSeq and is a predicted model, not a curated record. Gene Ontology annotation, molecular function: RNA polymerase II transcription regulatory region sequence-specific DNA binding; DNA-binding transcription factor activity, RNA polymerase II-specific. Gene Ontology annotation, cellular component: nucleus. The transcript is spliced from 6 exons.